Messenger RNA from Penicillium canescens, 1557 nucleotides. Its product is annotated as maltose permease. The transcript is spliced from 3 exons. Gene Ontology annotation, cellular component: membrane. Gene Ontology annotation, molecular function: carbohydrate:proton symporter activity. NCBI's taxonomy places the organism in Eukaryota, Fungi, Ascomycota, Eurotiomycetes, Eurotiales, Aspergillaceae. The record is from RefSeq and is a predicted model, not a curated record. Gene Ontology annotation, biological process: transmembrane transport; carbohydrate transport. Bases 1 to 1557 code for a protein of 518 amino acids.
AUGGACGGCUUGAAGAAAUCUGAACAUGCCGUGCAGGACGACGUCGACCUCGAGGGUCCAACGGUCCACGAUAAUGACCUUGCUGUUGCUGACCUUUCCUUCAAGGACCAGCUAAUGGCAGCAAAGCACCACAGACGCGCUGUCCUAGCCGCCUUCGCCUGUUCGACCACGCCUAUCCUCAUCGGCUACGACCUGACGCUGGUCGGUUCCAUCAUCGCCAAUACGCAGUUCAUCCGCCAGUUCGGUGUCUACGAUCAGGCCUCGCAGGCCUGGUCGCUUCCCGCAGACCAUCAGCUCGUGUGGUCGAUUGUGCAGUACGUGACUGCCAUGGUAGUGGCCAUCGUCUCGGGGUCGCUCAAUGACACAUUUGGUCGGCGCGUGUGCUUCCUGCUCACUGUUGGACUCGCGGUUGUUGGCACCUUCGUCGAGUUAUUCUCUACGAACUGGAAAGUCUGGAUAGUAGCCAAACUCUUCAUGGGCGCCACCAUGGGAUCCAUGCAAGCAAACACGCAAACAUUCGUCUCGGAGAUCACCCCGACCGCAAUCCGUGGCCUGACGCUCUCGCUGUUCCAGUUCUGGAUCAUCGUCGGCCAGCUCAUUGCGUCGUGUGUCCUUGAAGGAACAAGCCACCUCGGCAACUCGUGGUCCUGGCGCGGAGCCGUCGUCUCGCAGUUUGGCCCUGCCCUUUUCUGCCUUGCUAUGUUCUUCGCCUUUGUCCCUGAAUCGCCGUACUACCUUGUCUCGCAAAGCAAAAUAGCCGAUGCCCGCGCAUCCCUCGCACGGUUACGACCCAGGAACACCGAUAUCAAUACCCUGGAGGAAGAAGUACGCGAAAUGCAGGCGACGCUCGAGCACGAGAGCCAGCUCCGCGCCGCUGCCUCAUCGAUCUCCUACUUGGAGUGCUUCCAGGGGACGAACCUACGCCGCACACUCCUCGCGUGCCUGCCCGUCGUAAUGCAGAUCCUCACGGGCUACCCGCUGUGCGGAAAUUACCUCUCGUACUUCCUCACGCUCUCGGGGAUUCACAACGCUUUUCUAAUCACGAUGAUCUCGACGAUCGUCUCGCUCCUCGCCGCGCUCGCGGCCUUCAUCCUAAUCGAGCGCGUCGGCCGACGACCGCAGAUGCUCACAGGCUGCUACGGAAUGCUCGCAUGCCUGCUCGUAAUCUCAAUUCUGGGCUUCGAAGGCCUUGGUCAAGGCUGGAACUACCGCGCGCUCGCAGCGUUCUGCAUCAUCUGGGCCUUGUUCUACUUCUCGUCUGUCGGUGCCGUCGGGUGGGCAAUUGUGGGCGAAAUUUCGUCCUCGCGGCUGCGUGCUAAGACGACUUCGCUGGCGGCGCUUUCGAGCUCGCUAUUUAAUAUGGCCUGGUCAAUUGCGAUUCCAUAUCUGGUUAAUAAGGAAGAUGCGAACCUUGGUGCGAAGUCGGGCUUGAUAUUCCUGGGCAUGGGGUUUGUCUGUACAGGGAUUUGCUUCUUUGCUUUACCGGAGACUAAGGGGAGGUCCUUUGGCGCCCUGGAUGCGUUGUUUGAGGCGAGGACGCCGGCGAGGAAGUUUUGA